Molecule: messenger RNA, 996 nt
Organism: Hydatigera taeniaeformis
Lineage: Eukaryota; Metazoa; Platyhelminthes; Cestoda; Cyclophyllidea; Taeniidae
Source: the annotation of a GenBank genome assembly
AUGUCGAUUCCCAAUUCAAUUGAUAGAUACAACAUGAAAGAGCUUCUUGGAACUGGCGCCUUUUCAGAGGUUCAUUUAGCUGAGGACAAGUUGAAUCCUGGAACGUUUUGUGCAAUAAAAUGCAUAAGGAAGCAUGGUCAUCCCGAGAAGAGUGGCGUAAAUACUUUUGACGAGGAUGACUUUAAGUCUCGCGAAGCUUCUUUGAAAAAUGAAAUCUCGGUUUUGCGUAGGUCUGGCUUUAAUUAUUGCGCCAAAUUAUUUUGUAGGCUUAGCCACCCAAAUAUUGUGCAGUUAUUUGAUGCAUUCGAGGACGAAGAUUCGUACUACUUGAUAAUGGAGUUGGUGACGGGUGGCGAACUUUUCGAUCGCAUUGUUGACAAAGGCAGCUUCACAGAAAAGGAUGCUAGUGAUUUAAUACGACAGGUUCUUCUGGCCACCGAAUACAUGCACAGCCGGGAAGUGGUUCACAGAGACUUAAAACCGGAGAAUCUGCUCUUUCACAGUCCUUUGCCAACGAGUAAGAUCAUGAUUAGCGAUUUUGGGCUUUCAAGAAUCGAUGGGACUGAGGAGUCUCUUUCCACAGCUUGCGGCACUCCAGGAUACGUCGCCCCGGAAGUUCUUUCUGCACAAGCGGGAAGAAAGGGUUAUGGGAAAGAAGUCGACUGCUGGGCGAUUGGUGUCAUCACCUACAUCCUAUUGUGUGGAUAUCCACCGUUCUACGAUGAAAGCGAUCAGGAACUGUUUCGACAAAUCCAAAAGGCUCAUUACGAGUUCGAUUCGCCUUACUGGGAUGAAAUAUCUGAUUCAGCGAAGAGCUUCAUCCGCAGUCUGCUGCAGAAGGAUCCAAGCCAGAGAGCGAGUUGCACGCAGGCACUGGCACAUCCUUGGAUUGCCAAAAACGCUGCCCGAGACGUGAACAUCUACGCCCACGUGAGCGAAAACAUCCGCAAAAACUUCCUCGUUCGUCAGCGCUGGAAAGUAGGUUUUUGCACAUGA